UAAUUCUUCUCUCUUUUCUCUCUCUUUCAGUUCAGUUCUGUAAUCCCUAAAUCCCCAAUUUCGGACAACUUUAGAUUCUCUCUCUCCUCCAUCUCUCUCCUCGGGCUCGCGCUUGUGGAAUGCGUUCUGUGUAGUCACCUGUAUCUGAAAGUGGGUGGACAAAUGAAUAACGGUUCGUGGUUACCUGAAGAGGACUUCAAGGGUCUCACUGAUAACUUCUUUGAUGAUCUCAUCAAUCAUAUCGAUCUCCCUCUUGAGGACAUCGAAACCACCAACGAAGAGGGAGACUGGGGUGCAGACUUUAAGAACCUCAUGCCUCCUUCAUUGGAUGUGCUCACAAGUUUGUCCUCUGAGUUCACUAGCAAUGGACAGCGAGUGGGAGGCCAGAAGAAGCCUGUGCCCACUUUGAAGCAGUCAGGAGUCUCUUCUACCGUUGAUACUUCCCUUCCUGAUGUCAAAGUCUCAAAGCUGUUUCAGUCCUCAAGCCCAGUCUCGGUUCUCGAGAACGCAGCCAAUGGGUCUGCCUCGUUCCAGAACCAAAACAGAGCUCAGAGACUGGCCUUCCCCGUGAAAGGCAUCAGAAGCAAGCGCAAGCGCCCCACAAUCCCAAAAUUCAUAUCCCUCCACUCCUUCUUAUCGGAAAUGUUGGAGAAGGAGUUUGCUAUGGAUGAAUCAGACUCUGAAGAAACUUACCUCUCUUCUGAGAAUCCCUCCAAGAAGAGACGCAAGAAGAACAGCAGCAACAACCCUCACAGUCCAGAACCAUUCAACGCAGAUGGGACAAUCAGGAAGUGCACUCAUUGUGAGACAACCAAGACCCCACAGUGGAGGGAAGGUCCCAAUGGGCCCAAGACACUAUGCAAUGCUUGUGGAGUCCGCUUCAGAUCAGGCCGUCUUCUUCCAGAGUACCGUCCAGCUUCAAGCCCAACCUUCAUCCCAACAGUGCAUUCCAACUCUCACAGGAAGAUCAUAGAGAUGAGAAGGAAAGAUGAAGAAGGCCAGUUUGAAACAGGAAUGACCCGUGGCUUUAGAUACCGAGGGUAGAGAGAGACUUUGUAACUUUAGCAGACCGAAGUGAGUUUGGUCUGUGAAAAACAAACAAAAACCAAAACUAUGAGAAUCCCUAGAAUGGGGUAGCUCUCUGUAAGACUUGUGUUCUUAAAACUAGGGCUUAGUGUCUGUCUUUGAAAGAAUCUGAUGCAGAGAGUUUCUUUAGGGUUUUAGUUGGAAAGUUUAGGGUCUUUAAAGUGUUUGUUUGACUUUGUUGUUUUAUAUUUGGCUGACAUCUGUUUCAUCAGAGUAGUGUAAUGCCAGUUUUCUUUGUUAAGCUAUCUGAUAAGGAACCAUAUUGUUAUAUUAUUUUAAAAAUGUCAUCAGC
Messenger RNA from Eruca vesicaria subsp. sativa (arugula), 1378 nucleotides. Lineage: Eukaryota; Viridiplantae; Streptophyta; Magnoliopsida; Brassicales; Brassicaceae. The record is from the annotation of a GenBank genome assembly.